This is a messenger RNA of Phanerochaete carnosa HHB-10118-sp, 1934 nucleotides long. RefSeq lists its product as uncharacterized. The record is from RefSeq and is a predicted model, not a curated record. The transcript is spliced from 7 exons. NCBI's taxonomy places the organism in Eukaryota, Fungi, Basidiomycota, Agaricomycetes, Polyporales, Phanerochaetaceae. Gene Ontology annotation, cellular component: cytosol. Gene Ontology annotation, biological process: gluconeogenesis. Gene Ontology annotation, molecular function: phosphoenolpyruvate carboxykinase (ATP) activity; ATP binding. Bases 102 to 1793 code for a protein of 563 amino acids.
UCCCCUCACAUCCUCUUAAACUACGGUUCUCGUCCGCGCUCGCUCUCCAGACCAAGGCGACAUCCCCUCCGAGACCUUCUGAAGUAUCCCUGCCAAGCACCAUGGUCUACCACGGCUCUACUCCCUACGUGACUCCUCACAUCCUCCACAAGCACUAUGCUCAGUCCUUCGAUGCCGAGACAAACAGCCUCGUCGGCCGUGAGCUCGAGUAUUUCUCGCAGGCAGGCUUUGACAUGGAGCGCAUCCAGAUCAAGCGCAAUGCUCCUGUCGCACUACUCUACGAGGACGCCAUCCGGAACGAAGGUGCCAUCAUCUCCUCCACCGGCGCGCUGAUUAACUUUUCCGGCAAGAAGACCGGCCGUAGCCCGAAGGACAAGCGCAUCGUCUAUGAGGAGACCUCCAAGGACGACAUCUGGUGGGGAUCAGUGAACAUCAAGCUGGACGAGCACACCUUUGAGAUCAACCGUGAACGUGCCAUUGACUACCUGAAUACUCGCGACAACGUGUAUGUCUUUGACGGCUUUGCAGGGUGGGAUCCCAAGUACCGUAUCAAAGUCCGGGUUAUUUGCGCUCGCGCCUACCACGCACUAUUCAUGAACAACAUGUUGAUUCGUCCGACGGAGGAAGAGCUGGCUAGUUUUGGCGAGCCUGACUUCACAAUCUACAAUGCCGGCCAGUUCCCUGCGAAUCGUUUCACCAAGGGUAUGUCCUCGACAACAUCUGUCGAGAUCAACUUCAAGCGCAUGGAGAUGGUCAUCCUGGGCACCGAGUAUGCCGGCGAGAUGAAAAAGGGCGUCUUCUCGGUGAUGCACUACCUGCAACCAGUCAAGUUUGGCCAGCUCUCCCUCCACUCGUCCGCAAAUGUCGGGAUGGACAAGGGCGACGUCACACUUUUCUUCGGUCUUUCCGGUACCGGCAAGACCACGCUCUCCGCUGACCCACGCCGCUUGCUCAUCGGCGAUGAUGAGCAUGUCUGGUCCGACACUGGCGUUUUCAAUAUCGAAGGUGGCUGCUACGCCAAGUGUAUCAACCUCUCUGCUGAAAAGGAGCCUGAGAUUUUCAACGCCAUCCGUUUUGGAUCGAUCCUCGAAAAUGUCGUCUACAACCCCAUAAACCGUGUAUCCGACUAUGACGAUACGUCCAUCACAGAGAACACUCGUUGCGCUUACCCCAUCGAGUUCAUCCCUAACGCGAAGAUCCCCUGCGUAGUCGACCAGCAGCCCAGCAACAUCAUCAUGCUCACCUGUGACGCCUUCGGUGUGCUCCCGCCUGUCGCCAAGCUCUCACCCGAGCAGGCACAGUACCACUUCCUGGCUGGCUACACCUCGAAAACACCCGGGACCGAGGACGGCGUGCUAGAGCCGAUCCCGACGUUCUCGACGUGCUACUCGGCACCGUUUAUCGCGCUGCACCCCGGACGGUACGCGGAGAUGCUCGCGGAGCGGAUGUCGAAGCACAACGUGGACUGCUGGUUGAUCAACACGGGCUGGACGGGCGGCAAGUUCGGGACGGGCUCGCGCUGCCCGCUCAAGUACACGCGCCGGAUCGUCGACGCCGUGCACUCGGGCGAGCUCGCCAAGGCCGAGUACGAGGCCUUUGACGUCUUCGGCCUCCAGAUCCCGACCGCGCUCGAGGGUGUCCCGCGCGAGCUCCUGAACCCGCGCCUCGCGUGGAAGGACAGCGAGGCAUUCGAGCGCGAGGUGCGCAAGCUCGGCGGCAUGUUCCGAAAGGCGUUUGCCCUGUACGAGCGCGACGUCGACGAGAAGGUCAGGGCGGCCGGACCGCAGCUGUGAGGCACCGCGGGCGACGUGGCUUUCUCGUAACCGUUACUUGUUACCUUACAUUCACAUAUCACAGUCUAGUGUGGAUCGCGGACUUGUAUCGAGUAGUUGAAAUGUACCGUUAGGAAUUGGAUUAUUCUAAAACGACUUCUG